UCUCUCGGUGCGUUCGGAGCCAGGCACGAACAUCGAUUUCAACAAGGCCUCCUGUGACAGCUGUCAGUGUUGCAAACCUUGUUUUACAGACAUUUUGGAGGGUGAACUGUCUCGCCCGAGGCUGCCUUGGAAAAGCAUCUACAUCUGACCUGCCAAUGCGAUUCUUCACCCGUCGGGCAGAAUCCUGGAGGAAAGAGGGCUUUGGCAAGAAAGGUGCCUCAAGGUCUGGGGGAAGAAUCCUGAAGGAAAUGUGCAGAGUUGUGUCAUUGCUCCAACAAGCUUGAAUUAUUUUGGCUUGGCAUCUACCCUACCACUUUAUGCAGGAGACGCUUCCGUAAUAAGCAACCAGGAGAUGAGGCACUCUGAAGAUCAAACAAUACAUACAUCAACAGAUAAAGAAUAUGGAAGAAUGGAAAGAAAUUGAGUAUUUAGAUGAAUGGCACUAAGAUCAACUGAUGGGGAUAGUACUUUUUUUCUUCUUUUAAUGUGUUUCCUGAUGAUAGAAUGGAAAACUGGUCUUGAGUUUAAAGAUACUUGGUAUGAAGUUCACCAAAUCGACAUGGAUCUACUUGCUUUGCAUGGAAAAUCAUUAACCUGUUGAAAUCUCUGGAGAAAAAAUAUUUCUGGCAUAUGCAUUGAUUUCCAACACUUGUCACGGAAGAUCAGUGUCUAAGUAACCAAGGAUAUUUUCAAAGUCCUCCAAAUUACAUAGGUUUCACUGAGGCAUAUUCCCAGAAACAAAGGGAAUAAGAGGGAUAGUUUUGAGAUGCUGAUGAGUCUUGACCUUUCCUAGAUUAAUGUGCUUGGGUAUAGUUGUAUCUUUUGGAGAAAAAUACCUUUCCAAGCCUGUUUCCAAAUCGACUUCACCUGCUCGUCUCUUUUGAAUAUUUAAACUCUUCUUUUGUAACUAUGGGCUUCAAGCAAGGAGACUCAGAGGUUUCAAUUGAUGUUCAGAAUGAGCCAUUUGGUUUCAAGCCACAUUGAUGAUCUGGAGGUCCAGGGUCUCUGUUGGAAUUUAAUUCCCGAGACAAAGAAGAUACCACCAUGGCGGAGAAGUGUGAUUACAUUGCAAACAUGUAUGGUUACGAUUUGGGCUGCCGCUUUAUCAAUUUCAGACCCUUGGGCUUUGGCGUGAACGGGCUUGUCCUAUCGGCGGUCGACAGCAAAAGUUGUCGCAAGGUGGCCGUGAAGAAGAUCACCAUCAGCGAUGCACAGAGCAUGAAGCACGCCUUCCGAGAGAUCAAAAUAAUCCGUCGGCUGGAUCACGAUAACAUUGUGAAGGUCUAUGAGGUGUUGGGGCCCAAAGGAAGAGACCUUCAAGGGGAAUUGUUUAAAUUUAACAUGGUGUACGUCAUCCAGGAAUAUAUGGAGACUGACCUGGCCCGUCUGUUGGAGCAGGGACCACUCUCUGAGGAACAUGCCAAACUUUUCAUGUACCAGUUGCUCAGGGGAUUGAAGUACAUCCACUCAGCCAAUGUGUUGCAUAGGGACUUGAAGCCUGCCAACAUCUUUAUUAACACAGAAGAUUUAGUGUUGAAGAUCGGCGACUUUGGAUUAGCAAGGAUUGUGGAUCAACAUUAUUCGCACAAGGGUUACCUGUCAGAAGGCUUGGUAACAAAAUGGUAUCGAUCUCCUCGUUUGCUCCUGUCACCCAACAACUACACCAAAGCGAUUGACAUGUGGGCAGCUGGUUGCAUUUUAGCAGAGAUGCUUACAGGAAAGAUGCUCUUUGCUGGAAGCCAUGAACUGGAACAGAUGCAGCUCAUUUUGGAGACCAUCCCUGUUUUCCAUGAAGAGGACAAAGAAGAGCUGCUCAAAGUCAUGCCGACGUUUGUCAACAGCACCUGGGAGGUGAAGAAGCCCUUGAGGAAGCUUUUUCCAGAAAUGAACAGCCAAGCCAUCGAUUUUCUGGAGAAGAUCCUGACAUUCAAUCCCAUGGACAGGCUGACCACUGAGAUGGGUCUGCAGCAUCCUUAUAUGAGCCCGUAUUACUGCCCGGAGGAUGAGCCUGUUUCUCAACAUCCUUUCCGCAUUGAGGAUGAGAUUGAUGAUAUUUUGCUGAUGGAAGCCAACCAAAGCCAGAUGUCCAACUGGGAAAGGUAUCAAGUGAGCUUGUCUUCGGAUGUGGAAUGGAGACAGGAGAAGUGUCAGGAUUUGGAAGAGGUGCAACGUGAUCCUCGAGCCGGAUCGGGAUCCAUUGCUGAGGAAGCCCAAGUGGAUCCCCGCAAAUACUCCCAGAGCAGCUCAGAGAGAUUCCUGGAGCAGUCCCAUUCCUCCAUGGACCGAGCCUUUGAAGGGGAUUACGGCGGAUCGUGUGAUUACAAAGUGGGAUCACCUUCCUACUUAGACAAGCUGCUAUGGCGGGACAGCAAGCUUCAUCAUUACUCGGAGCCUAAACUCAUCUUGGACUUGUCACACUGGAAAAGGGCAUCAAUUGCACCCACAGCAGAGUUAGCUUUGGAAGAGGAACCGUCUAACCUUUUCUUGGAGAUUGCCCAGUGGGUGACGAGUACACAGACGGGACUCGAUUGCCCCAAUACUGUCCCAGAGAUCCAGGAACGGAGUUUGCCGUCUUCACCUCACCAUCUCCAAAGAGAAUCCAAGGAAGUUGACAGCAAAAGUGACCCUCAGUUCGAUUUGGACGUCUUCAUUUCCAGGGCGCUGAAACUUUGCACGAAGCCUGAGGACCUUCCUGACAACAAGCUCAAGGAUAUCAAUGGUGCAUGUCUAGCUGAACACCCAAAUGAGAUUGUACAAACAGAAGUGUACCAUAAAGAAAGAUGGUAAAACAAAAGAAACAAACAAAGGUUUUGGUGAUCUCCUUCCCAAAAAAAUCUUCCAUUUUUAGGCAUUACUUAUCCAAUGAUGAAUAACAGCCAAGAUGUGAUCACACACAGAGAAUAUGUUGGCUUCUUGUCCAAUGCUGCUGAGAUGCCUUCACGUUAAGGGCAAGCACAAACCAAGAUCCCCCUUUGAGGCCUUGAAAGUAAACCUAAAAGGAGUCCUGGGGUGUGACUGAAAUGUGGGGAUUCUUCCGCUGCCUUAACAACCUUGCCUUUUCCCUUUCGGGAGCAUGUGUCAGACAUCAGCCUCCAGUGCAGAGAAUUUAACACACAAAAUGCUGCACUUGUAAUUUUACUGAGAAGAGUCAAAUAACUUCUGUCUUGAGAGCCAGGAAGCUUUGAGGAGUCCUCCAUCAGAUAGCCAGAAACCCUAUUUCUUAAUAACAUUGCAAUCCACAUUUGGGAUGACCAUUUCCCAUAAGUUUUCAAUCUUAUUGCCAUGACAUUUGUAACACAGGUCAGUGUAGCAUCUGUGUUACAAAUUGAACAUGGAGCUGAGAGAUGGUCUCCAGAGCUUGGAAAAGUUGCCCUUUCGAAUUCUAAUUCUGCAUUUGACUCACAAUGAGUUUAUGAUUGAUUGGGAACUCCCAGCCUGUAGCUCAUGGUCAAUUUGUUGUUAUUGAGGGAGAAGCCAUAGCCCAGUGAGAGAUAUGCAAGGUUAGCCCAACUUAUCUUGCUGCCUGGGACACAAUAAUAAACAACACUAUCAGCUAAGCAAGUUAAGACAUAGUACCCAAAACUAUCUAAAUUACUCCGACAUCUAAAGUACAUAAGUUUUUCUUCCUGAGCUCUGACAGUGCAACACUCACAAAAUGGUCUAACUAUUGAUUUGCUGACUUCUCAUGACACCUACAUUGCUGCUUGAUAUGGAUGCCUUGCUUUACCUCAUGCUAGGGCUGGUUCCAGAGUUGCAUGCUUUGCAUGGAGAAGGUUCUGCCUUCAUUCUCUCAACUUUAGUUAGAAAAGUUCAGUUACUAAUUCAAAGAAUUGGAGAAUUGGAAAAGUCCACAAGGACACUCCGGUCCAAGCCCAUUCUGUCCUGAGGGAAGACACAGUCAAUAAGGCACUCUCAACAGAUGGUCAUUCUAUCUCUGCUUGGAAACCUCCAGAGAAAGAGAAUCCACCACACUCCCAGACAACAUAAUCUACUGUCAAACAGCACUUAUCACAGGUAUGGGCAAACUUGGGCCCUCCAGGUGUUU
Molecule: messenger RNA, 4045 nt
Organism: Anolis sagrei ordinatus
Lineage: Eukaryota; Metazoa; Chordata; Lepidosauria; Squamata; Anolidae
Source: RefSeq, a predicted model, not a curated record